This is a messenger RNA of Orbicella faveolata, 1918 nucleotides long. Its product is annotated as protein LTO1 homolog. NCBI's taxonomy places the organism in Eukaryota, Metazoa, Cnidaria, Anthozoa, Scleractinia, Merulinidae. The record is from RefSeq and is a predicted model, not a curated record.
CUUCGAGUUAAGAGUAAAUAAUUAACGAGAAUACAACACAGGAUUUUAUUGAAAAUGAAAAGACAUAAUUAAAAAAGUCAUCGUCUGGUUCUGGCUUAAUUCAGCUGGUUGCAUAGGUAAUAUUAAACAUAUCUUGGAUUUCGUAAAAUUGAAAAGUAAAUGUACAAAGCAUGCUUGCAAGAGGGUAACUUAUUUGCUGCCAACAAACAAUACAGCUAAAAUAACAGUUGUAAGCGGUUUUCAAGCCACGUAAUUCAUCUAGUUUUGCAAUUUUUAAAUCUCCUUGUCUUUGAUGACUGAACAAUAACAUCGACCACCAAGAUAGAAUUUUCAAGCAAAGAUCUUUGAAAGGCCGUGCGACUUUCGCGAAGGCGUCAUUUGUCUGCCACUACAAAAACUUCUUUGUCUCCCAGUUCCUCAUUAAAAAUAACCCUGCUGAUUCCAAAGAAUUCAAUCACAAACGCUGCAUGGGAAUGAAAAAUUGUCUUUAUUUUCGAACCAAGCAUUACAGACCACCUUAAAGAUAUCAAGACAAUACUCGACUAGCUUGUGCAGCACAUGGUCACAUACAUACUUUAUUAUGCAAGCAAUGAUGCUGUGUCAUUGAUCAAGAGACUUGCCUAUCAGGAAUCAGGAGAGAAAAUUCAGGAAAAGGGGUGGUAGUAUUUUGCAGUUCAUUUUCUUUGCAACAGUCUCUUGGUUGACCUAAAUGGGUCCUGAGUGUUUUCAAGAUAUACUUUUCUAAAUUAUAUCUUUUUGAGUAACAUGGUUUCAUAUCAUCCUCGGAGACCCAGGGGCAGUUAGUUGCGGGGGAAGAAAGUAAAUCGGGCAAAAAUUGAAGCGUCCAAAGUUUACAAGUAAGGCGAGAAAAACUUUCCCGCCUUACUUGAAACCUUCGACGCUUCAAUUUUUGCUCGAUUUAUUUCCUCCCUAACUGCCCCUGGGUCUCCAAGGAUGGUUUCAUAUUUUUUUCUGCACCUUCUAUAUGCACCUAUAGCAGCUUCAAAGUGAUGUAGUAAUUUUGAAUUGUGUUUAUACAUCUUGCUAAUUAGUUUUUGUUCGCUUUUGCAUUAUUCACUUGUAAAUCUAUCAGAUACCAGUGAAGCACAGGUUAAAAUCUUGUGAGAUCAGUAAACUAGCUAGAUGGUUGGACACAAAGCUGUUUAUUAAGUUGAAGGAACCACCGUAGCGAGAUAGUGACGGUGAGGUUUUGAGCGUUAGCCCUUCGUCAGGGCGCAUUGGAAAUUAGUCGUGAGCGCCUUUGGAUGGGUUGGAGUUACGAAUGUGAAAUAUUCAUUUAUAAAAAUGGCUGAAGUUUGUUUCCUUUUCUUAGAAGUCUUUAGGUUCUUCAUAAAUUUUGCGCCUUUUCUAUGAAGUUCUUUAAUAACAUAGUUGCCGCCAGGCGUGAUCCGCGCAGGAGUCCUCGCAUUCUUUCCAGUUUUCCAGAGUCCAUUCCGAUUUCAGAUUUUAAGAUGGCAACUCACCCGCAAUGCCGUCUGGGUAAGGAGAAAGCAAACAUGGCGUACAGAGACGAGAUUGAUGAUGCAUUUGAUGCUGCUGUUUUCCUGGAGGAAAGAUGUUAUGAGAGUGGUUAUAAGGAAGGUUACAAGGAUGGAAAAUUGAAGGGUCUGCAAGAGGGACGUCACUUGGGUUUGAUGAAAGGCUGUGAAGUUGGUGGCGAGGUUGGAUUUUAUCUUGGAUUUGUUUCAAUGUGGCAUGAGAUUUUGCUGGAAAGUCCUGAUGCAAAACAAAGGUAUCACGUUGACUAUUAAUGACGUCUUCUGAAUUCUGAAUUAACUCGAUAAAUUAUUAUGAAAGUAACCAGUAUGGUUACAUGUAUUAUUAUAUUAUUCUGUUGUAAUAUAAUAAUACAUGUAUGUUAUUCUAUUUUGAUCAUAUUUUACAACUUGUAAAGCGC